Molecule: messenger RNA, 598 nt
Organism: Suricata suricatta (meerkat)
Lineage: Eukaryota; Metazoa; Chordata; Mammalia; Carnivora; Herpestidae
Gene: OFD1
Product: OFD1 centriole and centriolar satellite protein
Exons: 4
Coding region: 98-583 (161 amino acids)
Source: RefSeq, a predicted model, not a curated record
GUUUCUGUUCCAAUUCCAGCUUGAGUUAGAGUCGGUCAGAGCCCGGUGUUCGGCAAUAACCAAGCAAAACCACCUGCUGAACGAAAAGGUGAAAGAGAUGAGUGACUAUUCGCUGCUGAAAGAAGGGAAUCUGGAGCUCCAGGCGCAAAAUAAGUUACUUCAACAACAGCUGGAGGAGACCAGAAACGAGAACAUGUGUCUCCUAAACCGUGUGGACACACCCCGUGCUGCUGGCUGGAGUCCUGGUCCUGCCAGAAUGCCCUGGCCAUCACCCGCCGUGUCCAGGUACAGUCCUUGGGUCUACAUGCCGCCCGCCCCUCCGGAGCAGGCCAGUCUUCAUCAAAGACAGACAGAACUUGAGGACCAAGGAGAAUUUUCUGAUCCGGACAAGCCUCCUUUUAAGGACAAUGAGGAAUUGGGAUCCUCUUUUGAAUCUGCAGGGAGCUCACCGAGGCAGUUUGAAGCGGACGACCUCCAUGCCACUGGCGACAUGCCUCACGUGGGUGCCACUGCCGCCGUGUCUGCCACACCUGUCUCCUGUCGCCACCCGAGUAAGUUUUGCUUGUUGGAGUUAACAAAAUAGGUUAACGAAUUAGUA